Molecule: messenger RNA, 2140 nt
Organism: Cuscuta campestris
Lineage: Eukaryota; Viridiplantae; Streptophyta; Magnoliopsida; Solanales; Convolvulaceae
Source: the annotation of a GenBank genome assembly
GCAAAGACCAACUAAACUUUCCUUUCCCUGCAACUUCCUCCGCAUGAGAAGAGAGAUCGGAGCAGAAUUUCUUCCGACCCGGACCCAUGUCGUUCAAUCCGACCCAUAUGAUGGACUCGCAGACGGCGGCGGAGCGGGCGGUUUCCGUCAUCGGGUUCGGGUACGACUUGACGGCCGAUAUCCGGUUGUCAGCUUGCAAGCCCGGGCCAUCCGGGUCGGGUCUGAUCAACAUUCAACGGAGCUCCACCAAGGACUUGGUCCUUCCCGGCGGCGUCGUCGUCCCUAAUGUCUCGACCUCCAUCAAGUGCGACAAGGGUGAACGGACUCGGUUUCGCUCUGAUGCUCUGUCGUUCAGUCAGAUGUCUGAACAAUUCAAUCAGGAACUGUCUUUAUCUGGUAAAAUACCUUCGGGUCUAUUCAAUGCAAUGUUUGGUCACAAGGGGUGCUGGCAAAAGGAUGCUGCUGCCACGAAACUUCUUGCUUUUGAUGGAUGGUUUAUUUCCUUGUAUAACGUUGAGUUGGUGCGUAGCCAACUUGCUCUAUCUGAGCAAUUGAAAAGAGAGGUUCCUUCUUCUUGGGAUCCACCUGCCCUUGCUCAAUUCAUUGAAAAAUAUGGGACCCAUAUCAUUGUUGGGGUAAAGAUGGGAGGAAAGGAUGUAAUCCACAUAAAGCAGCUUCACAAUUCAAAUCUUGAGCCUGCAGAAGUGCAGAAAUUAUUAAAACAGUUAGCUGAUGAAAGAUUUUCAGACGAUGUAAAUGGAAACACGAUAUCAAACCCAAAUAAAUCUACAGAAAAUCAUAAGGAUCGAAGAUCUAUGCUUUUGGAUACUGGUUUACCAGUUGCAACUUCAAUGAGGCCCACUAUUCUUUCACACUCAAAGAGUGAUGACAUAGUAAGCAUCCAUAUCCGUCGGGGAGGUAUUGACUUUGACCAAAGUCAUAGCCAAUGGCUGUCUACAGUAUCACAGAAUCCUAAUGUUAUUUCAAUGUCCUUUGUGCCCAUUGCUUCAUUAUUAAGUGGUGUUUGUGGCAGUGGAUUCUUAGGUCAUGCAAUUAACUUGUACCUGCGAUACAAACCACCAAUAGAAGAACUUCAACAAUUUCUCGAGUUUCAGUUACCUCGGCAGUGGGCACCAGCAUAUGGUGAUCUUCCUCUUGGUCACCGUCGCAGGAAACAGAGUUCUCCAUCUUUGCAGUUUACUUUUAUGGGCCCGAAGCUAUUUGUAAAUACUGAGAAGGUGGAAUCUGGAAACCGGCCUGUGACUGGAAUUCGCUUGUACUUGGAAGGUAAAAGGAGUGAUCACUUAGCCAUACACUUGCAACAUUUAUCUACCCUUCCACAAAGUCUGCAACUAACGGAUGAUCUCACCUACGAGCCCUUUGAUGUGAAAACCGAGCGUGACUAUUUCGAACCCGUGAAGUGGAGCAUAUUCUCACACGUUUGCACGGCCCCAAUCGAGUACCAUGGGGCUCGGGUAGACGACGCUUCGAUAGUGACCAAGGCUUGGCUCGAGGUGAAGGCGAUUGGGAUGAAGAAGGUCUUGUUCAUGAGGCUCGGGUUUUCCGCGGUGGGGUCCGCCUUGAUCCGUAGAUCAGAGUGGGACGAGCCUCUGAGCUCGUCCCGGAAAUCGGGUCUCAUCUCAAUGCUGAUCACCACACCUUUCAGCACCACAAAGCUCAACCAACAUCCAGAGAAAGCUGUGAAAAUGGAUUUGAACUCAGCCGUUUACCCCGGGGGGCCACCUGCACCAGCAAGGCCUCCAAAGAUGACACACUUUGUGGAUACAAAAGAAAUGGUGAGAGGGCCCGAGGAGUCGCCGGGGUAUUGGGUGGUUACGGGUGCCAGGCUCUUCGUGGAGGACAGCAGGAUUAGAAUCAAAGUGAAGUAUUCACUGCUGACGAUAACAACAGAGGACUCAAAUCUUGUGAUAUGAUGAUUGUAAGGAAAUAUAUGUAUACAUGGUACGUUGUACAUUGCAUUGUGUACUAUUGGUGUUUGUUAAUGCAUGUGGUUGUGGGGGAUAUAGUAGAAGAUUGAUUGUUUGAUUAUGUGAUUAGCACCAAGUCUUGUGGCAGUAAGAAGUUUGUAAAGAAUUGGCACAAGUUCAAACUAAAGCCUUAAUUAAAUCAUGGGGCAAGG